GUGGCGGUGGGCAAGACGGCGCUGGCCACGCAGUUCGCCUGCGGCAGCUUCCCGGAGCAGUGCGAGCCGUCGGUGGAGGAGCUGUUCAGCAAGGUGAUCGAGGUGAACGCGGCGCCCGCGCUGCUGGAGAUCGUGGACACGGUGGGCGCCGAGCACCUGGUCACCCUCAAGGACCUCUACAUCAAGAACAGCGACGGCUUCGUGGUGCUCUACAGCGUGUGCAGCGAGGCCUCGUUCGAGGCCGUGCGGCCACUGCGCGAGCGCAUGGGCCGGCUGCGCGGGCCCAAGGCCGUGCCGUUGGUGCUGGUCGGCACCAAGGCCGACCUGGACGCCGAGCGCCAGGUGCUGACGGCGCGGGGCCGCGCGCUGGCCCGCGAGUGGCGGUGCCCGUUCCUGGAAGUCACGGCCAAGAGCAAACUGAUGGUGGACCAGGUGUUCACGCAGGUGGUGCGCGAGAUGGAGGCCCUGGCCCCGCCCGAGGAAGAGGCCCCGGCGGCGCCCACAAACGCCCAGGAUACGUGGCCGUCGGAAAGGUUCAUCGGCUAACAGGCAACGGUUGAUUUUUAACAUGUUCAUCGCUUUUCGUGAUCUCUGAAGCUCAGUGUUCCUCCUCUGCCUUCUUAAAGAACGUCAUCCAGCCGUCAACAAGUGGUUACCGCGACAUAUGGCCUCAAACCGACGCUGCGGGCUGUCGGCAGAACUUCUUCGAUCUCCGGAGAGAACUUUGCAACUCUGUUUUCCUCUGACAGCGCUAGAAGAAAAUAACCCUAAAUCGAAGAUUUUCCCCCGUAUGGAGAGAGCACUACCCUUUUCUUCAAGUGGCAUUUGUUACAGGAUUUAAAGGAAAAAAAAAAUGAACACCUUCAGAUGUCGUUGGACAUUUGAAACUGAUUGGGGAACACGAACUAAAAAACUGACACUUUCGAUUCAUUGAGGUUUCCCUGUGUUUCUCUCCCAUUCACAGCCUUGAGUUACAGCAGUAAUAUUUUCCUCUCUGUGUAUUUCUAAAUAUAGUUAUGACAUACAUAGCAUGGGCUUGAAAGGGGUGCUGUACACCCCGGGGGCGGGGGACGGGGGACAACAACUGUGGCCGCACAGCCAGCUCAGCUCUGCCUCUGGUUGUGUAACUGACAUCUGGUGGAUUUCUGCCUCUGUACAUUGAGUGAAAAUAAAAAGACUUCAGAAGCUGCUAGUUUUUAACAUUUGUCUUUCCGGUACUUAAAGCUACAGUUCUUACUGUCUUUGCUUUUCAGUUAUUUCCCAGGAGACAAGUUAGUGACUAGAGGCAAAAUGGCACUAGGUCUCCUGUGUUUUUGCAAAGUGCUUUCGGCAGUCAGUGGUUUUUCUUGUUCGGCAGAGUGGGACAUUUUGUGUCUGAAUACCUGCAUAGUUUAGGCUCACUCGGCAAGCAGAAGCAAAACAUGUAGGAAGCCUUUUGUAUCUCUUUCACGUAAGGAUACAAGAGACUCUUCUUGCACUGGUUUAAAAAUAGUAUUGUUUUAUCAUUUUAAAAAUGUGUCUUGAGUUGCUCGUGCUUAUUUGCACAAGUUAACAAAUUUACCUCACCCGCUGAAUGAAUUUUCAGAUUCAAAAAACAACUUCACCGUUUGAACAUCCUAAAAGAAAUAAACAAGAAAGCUCAAAACUG
Molecule: messenger RNA, 1648 nt
Organism: Pteropus alecto (black flying fox)
Lineage: Eukaryota; Metazoa; Chordata; Mammalia; Chiroptera; Pteropodidae
Product: ras-related protein Rap-2a
Exons: 1
Biological process (GO): Rap protein signal transduction; negative regulation of cell migration
Cellular component (GO): plasma membrane
Molecular function (GO): GDP binding; GTP binding; GTPase activity
Source: RefSeq, a predicted model, not a curated record